Molecule: messenger RNA, 829 nt
Organism: Daucus carota subsp. sativus
Lineage: Eukaryota; Viridiplantae; Streptophyta; Magnoliopsida; Apiales; Apiaceae
Exons: 2
Coding region: 78-671 (197 amino acids)
Molecular function (GO): electron transfer activity
Source: RefSeq, a predicted model, not a curated record
UUACUGAGUACUCCCUUAAUCACAAACAAUCUUUAUAUUUCUUACCAAGCGUUCUCUUCUGAAGUGUCUUAACUAUCAUGGCUUCCAAGUAUGAACAACUAGUCAUGCUAUUAUUUGUAGCAGCUGCAUUGCUGGCAGUGAGUGAUGCUAACAGAAACUUCACUAAUGGGCCUCAAAGUUGGAAUCCUGGCUUCAACUUUACUUCCGGCUGGCCAUGGAAUUCCCCCAACACUCCACAGAAUUACAGCACUCCUCCGGGCUUCAAUUUUACGGCUGGCUGGCCAUGGAAAGGUCCAAAUGUUAGGCAGCGUUCCAGAAGGAUCGUCGUUGGCGACGACCAGAAAUGGCAAUUUGGCUUUAACUACACAAACUGGGCUAUCAAGAACGGCCCCUUUUAUCUCAAUGACACUCUAGUGUUCAAGUAUGAUCCGCCAAGCAAUACUACAUUUCCUCACAGUGUGUAUCUGCUACGAAAUUAUCGUAGUUUUGUGAAUUGCGACCUACGUGGGGCGAAAAAGUUGGCAUCAGUGACACAAGGUGGAGGAACUGGCUUUGAGUUGGUGUUGAAAAACCGGAAGCCUUACUAUCUGGCCUGUGGUGAACGCAAUGGCUUCCAUUGCAAAGUUGGCCUCAUGAAAUUCUCCGUCAUUCCCCUUAUUCGUUGGACUUAAUAAAGAACAGACCUGUCCAUAUAUAUCAACGAUCAAGUAGCGAAGAAGAUUUAUGUGUUGUUUGAGAUUGAAUUGUUAGUUCUUGUCAGGACAAAUAAAUGAAAAGUUAUGUUUGGAGUUCACAGUAUUAAAAUAAAAGUUUGAAAAGUUCCCCUUUA